Molecule: messenger RNA, 1039 nt
Organism: Vitrella brassicaformis
Lineage: Eukaryota; Vitrellaceae
Source: the annotation of a GenBank genome assembly
AUGCCGGUUCCUGAUGUGGAGGUGAGAAAGGACAGGACGCCGGGCUCGGAUUACAUUCAUCCCUUGAUGUGCUGAUGUCACGAGUUGCGUGUGUGUGCAGCCUUCUGGAUGGGCGUCCAUGUUCAGUGCUCGUGUGGCGUCUGCUGAGGAACUACGAAAGCAGGUAGACGAGGGGCAGUCGACACGUCGCCACGUCAUCCACUCCCGCCCUCCUGUCUGUGAAUCUGCCUGCAGCUUCAGGAGGAGCGCGAGAGGCACGCAAAGGCGGAAGAGGACAUGGCAAAGGACAUGUAGGGAGGGAGGGAGGGAGGGGAGAUGAAUCACGAGAAUGCCUGCACGGCACCUUCCUGCGUUCCAUCUCAGGAAGGCGGCGCUCGAGGAAAUGAAUGCAGAGGUACUUACAUGACAUGAGGGGACAGGCACCGGUAGGUACAUCAGAGACCUGCUCCCGUCUGCCUUCAGCACGACCAGGAGAUCCAGACCAGAAGCCAACCUGCUGAGGAACUACGAAAGCAGGUAGUCGAGGGGCAGUCAAGGCGGUACACACACACGUCGCCACGUCAUCCACUCCCGUCUUCCUGUCUGUGAAUCUGCUUGCAGCUUCAGGAGGAGCGCGAGAGGCUGACAGACAUUUAGGGAGGGAGGGAGAGGGAGGGGGGGAGGGAGGGAGAGGGAGGGAGGGGAGAUGAAUCACGAGAAUGCCUGCACGGCACCUUGUUGCGUUCCCAUUUCAGGGAGGCGUUGCUCAUUAAGAAGGACACAGAGGUAGGUACUUACAUGAGGGGACAGGCACCGUUACAUCAUAGACCUGUCCCCUUCCUGUCUGCCUUCAGCACAACCAGAAGAUCCAGACCAUGAGCCAGAAAGCAGACGCCGAAGCUGCGGAAAAAGCGGAGCUGUAGUAAGAGAGAAAGAAUGACUGCAGCAGAUCUUUAUCAGUCAUCGUCUGCUCCUUCUCAGACACAAGACGGUCUCGUCCCUCGAGCAGCGUGUGACUGACCAGACAGACGAUUUCCUCCCUCGAGCAGCGUGUGACUGA